AUGCUGUUUCUUGUGAUGAUGGUGUCAUUUCACCUGAUGAAACAAAGUGACACAUGCUCCUCUUUACCACAACUCAGUCUGGAUGGAGACUACAUUCUGGGAGGACUAUUCCAGCUGCAUGAGAAGUAUGGAGUGACUGAUACAGCGGCUGAUACUGAGAACAGAAAACCUGAAACGUUUCAAUGUCACAGGUAAGGCGAAGUCUGCUUUCACCACCAGAAAAAAAUUAUACGGUAAAUGUCAAAUGUUUUUGCACACAUUUUGACAAUAAACCUAUGCAACCUUUAUUCUACAUCCAAGGUUUAAAUUUUCCUCAGCAAGCUACCAGCAGAUCCAAGUCAUGAGGUUUGCUAUUGAAGAGAUCAACAACUCCACAGAGCUGUUGCCUGGUGUGAGCCUGGGCUAUGAGAUUUUCGACUACUGUUCUGACUUGCUCAGUUAUUGGGCUGCUCUGGACUUUCUGACCCAAAAGGGAGGAGGAGCCAUCCCUGUGUGGAACGGAACACACUACAGACCUAAAGUCAUCUCAGUCACUGGCCCGUUUGGAAGCAGCCAAACCAUCAGUGUCGCCCCUCUGUAUAUGUCGGAGAUGAUUCCAAUGGUAAGUAGUAUUUUAUGACACAAUAUAACCUCAUAAUGGUGCUAUUUAUACAGUAGCUGCCUUGUUUGUACUCUUCAGGACUGGGUCUGUAGAACACUGCAAUAUAAAUGUACCUGUACUGUAAUGAUUUGAAUAAUGCUGUAAAGUAAUUAAGGGAAUGGAUAUGAAGGGCAUUGCAUGCUUGUUCAAAUAUGACAAUCCUUGUUCUCACAAAAGCAUUAUCGUUUUAUGUUUUACUUCAACAGGUGACUCAUGGGGCAUCAAGUGUCCAACUAAGCUACAAAACCAGAUUUCCCUCAUUUUUCCGAACCAUUCCCAGUGACAAAUAUCAGGUGGAGGCUAUAGUCCGUAUACUCCAACAGUUUAACUGGAACUGGGUGGCUUUCAUCGGUGGUGACAAUGACUACAGCAGAGAUGCCUUGACAGUUUUUCAGGAUGAGAUUAGACCAGCUAACAUCUGUUUGGCUUACCAAGACACUAUUCCCCAAAACCAAUCCUUAAUAGGGCGUCUAUUCAACAACAUAGCCAUGUUCAAUGUCCGGGUUAUUGUAGUCUUUGCCAAUGUGGAGUUUGUCAUUCCUUUCAUCCAGAAGGCCAUAGAUCUCAGAGUGAAGGAGAAGAUAUGGAUCGCUAGUGAGACAUGGUCUAUGAACAAAGAGUUGAUCAAGAAGAGUCAGAUUGAGAGCAUAGGGACGGUUUUAGGUGUCACUGUCCAGAGGCACAAGGACCUGAGAGGAUUUGAUGAGUUCAUUAACAACACAGUAACAUCCAGACAUGAGAAUGAAUGCACUGACAUGGACUUGAAGGAAAGAUGUGGUCAGAUUUGCCCUGACUGCAUCUCUACCAGUGCCCAGACAAUUAUUGGAGAGGACCCGACAUACAGCUUUGUAAUCUACUCUGCAGUGUAUGCUGUGGCUCAUGCACUCCACAAUACUUUGCAGUGUGGGACACGGAACUGUGCCAACUCAGAAAUCAUCGCUUAUCCUUACAUGGUAAGUGCGCUGCAUCUCCUUCAACAUGAAGCCUUAUGGUCAACCACAUCACCAAAAAUAUGAUUAGUAAUUGACGUUAUCGUUUAAGUUUACUAUUUCGUCUUGCAUUCCCAGGUCACUGAGGCACUAAAACUGGUCAAAUUCAAAUUGGACAAUCAAAGUAUAGAGUUUGAUGAGAACGGGGACCCACCGGCUCAUUACAACAUUGUACACUGGGACUGCAAAUAUGGAACAUGUUCUAAUGUGGACAUUGGCUCAUACUUCACCAACCCCACACCAAGCUUCCAUAUAAAUGAAACUCUCAUACAUUGGUUUGAGGGCACAAAGGUUAGUACUAAAUUCUUCAAAAGCAUGUGAGUAUACAUUACACACCAUCAAAACACUGAGUGGUAUUCAAAUUAGUGAUAACUGAUGCUGGUCUUUUCCACAGUGCUAUUUUAAGCUGUUCCUACUUCUUGCAGGCUCCAGUCCUGCAGUGUUCUAGUGAGUGUAAAUUUGGCUCCAGAAGAGUUCAAACUGGCUUCCACGCCUGCUGUUUUGAAUGUGAGAUCUGCUCUGAUGGAAAGUACAUCAACCACACAGGUACAGAGCAACAUGACUUUCUGUUAUUGCCUGGAGUCUUUCCUGGACAGGUCAAGCGGUCAGGAAGAACACCUGGCACCAUUUACAGUGCCCUCCACUAAUAUUGGCACCCUUGGUAAAUAUCAGCAAAACGGGCUGUGAAAAAAAUGUCUAUUGUUUAUCCUCUUGGUCUUUCAUUCAAAAUAUUCACAAAAAUCUAACCUUUAAUUAAAGUAAAAUAAUUGAAAGAAAAAAUAAAUUCUUAUCAUAAUCAAAUAUGUGUGCCACAAUUAUUGGCACCCCUUCAGCUCUGAGUCUUCUCCUAUAAUGCGUAAUGAGGUUGGAGAACACAUGGCAAGGGAUCUGAGACCAUUCCUCCAUUCAGAAUCUUUCCAGAUCCUUCAGAUUCCGAGGCCCAAGCUUGUGGGCCUCGGCAGUGGUGGAAAAAAGUAUUCAAAAGUUAUACUUGAGUAAAAGUAAAGAUACCUUAAUAGAAAAUUACUCAAGUGAAAGUCACCCAGUAAAAUCCUACUUGAGUAAAAGUCUAAAAGGAUUUGGUUUUAAAUAUACUUAAGUAUCAAAAGUAAAUGGAAUUGCUAAAAUGUACUUAAGUAUUAAAAGUAAAAGUAUUAAUAAUUUCAAAUUCCUUAUAUUAUGCAAACCAGACAGCACAAUCUUGUUUUUUAUUUAUUUACGGAUAGCCAGGGGUACACUACAACACUCUGACAUUAAUUGACAAACAAAGCAUUUGUGUUUAGUGAGUCCGCCAGAUCAGAGGUAGUAGGGAUGACCAGGGAUGUUCUCUUGAUAAGUGCGUGAAUUGGACCAUUUUCCUGUCCAAAUGUAACAAGUACUUUUGGGUGUCAGGGAAAAUGUAUGGAGUAAAAAGUGCAUUAUUUUCUUUAGGAAUGUAGUGAAGUAAAAGUUGUCAAAAAUAUAAAUAGUAAAGUAAAGUACAGAUACCCCCAAAAAACUACUUAAGUAAAAAUACUUUAAAGUACUACUUAAGCACUGGGUUUAGGUCAGGGGACUGGGAUGGCCAUGGCAAAACAUUGAUUGUGUGGUCAGUUAACCAUUUUUGUGUUGAUUUUGAGGUGUCCUUUGGAUCAUUGUCCUGCUGGAAGAUCGAACCACGGCCCAGUUUAAGAUUCCUAGCACAGGCAGUCAGGUUUUGAUUUAAUAUCUGCUGGUACUUGAUGGAGUCCAUGCUACCAUGUAUCCUAACAAGUUCUCCAGGGCCUUUGGAAGAAAAACAGCUCCACAACAUCAAAGAUCCACCACUAUACCUCACAGUGGGAUGAGGAACUUCUCUGCAUGGCUAUCUUUCUGUCUACACCAAACCCACCUCUGGUGUUUGUUUCCAAAAAGCUCUAUUUUGGUUUCAUCUGACCAUAGAACCCGGUCCCAUUGCAAGUUCCAGUAACGUUUGGCAAACUGUAGGUGCUUGAGUUUGUUGUUUGAUGACAGCAAAGGCUUUUUAUGGCAACCCUCCCAAACAACUUGUGGUUAUGUAUGUCUGAUAGUAGGUUUGGAGACUUUCUGACCCCAAGACCCAACUAACAUCUGCAAUUCUCUAGCUGUGACCCUUGGAGAUUUUUUGGCCACUCUAACCAUCCUCCUCACUGUGUGUGGGGUCAAUAUAGACACACGUCCUCUUCCAGGCCGAUUGUUAACAUCUCCAGCUGCUUUAAACUUCUUAAUUAUUGGCCAGAUAGUGGAAAUGGCCAUUUUCAACCAUUAAGCUAUUUUCUUAUAGCCAUUUCCUGAUUUGUGCAGCUCAACAACCUUUUGUCGCACAUCAUUACUGUAUUCUCUGGUCUUUCCCAUAGAGAUGGAUGACUAUGGGAACUUGGCCUGUGUGUCACCUCAUAUUUGUACCCCAGUGAAACAGGAAGUCAAGGCUUACCACUUAAGUGUUCCUAAUCACUCAGGUGAACUUAAAAACAUAAAAUAUGAAUGGGAAUAUACUUAUAAGAAUUUCUAGCGGUGCCAAUAAUUGUGGCACAUGUUUUGGAGAUUCUUUUUUUCAUUUAUUUCACAUUCAUUCUUUUCAAUCAUUUUACUUCAAUUAAAGGUUCGAUUUUUGUGAAUAUUUUGAAUGAAAGACCAAGAGGAUAAACAGCAAAGACAUUUUUUUCACUGCCCGUUUUGCUAAUAUUUACCAAGAGUGCCAAUAUUAGUGGAGGGCACUGUAUGACCUAUGACUCACAUGACAAGAAUGAUGGUUAUCUGUACACAUAUUAGCAUCUAUCACCCAGACUUUCUCUUCCCUAUCUCCCCCAACAGCCGAUCCCUACAGCUGCAUAGCAUGCCAAACGGAUGAGUGGGCCAGGAAUGGCAGUACAUCAUGCACUAAGCGCACUAUAGAGUAUCUGCAUUCCGAUGCUCCGUUGGUCAUUUUUCUGAUGUUCCAGGCCAGCUCCAUCAUCGUCAUCUCAAUUGCCAUCUUGGUUCUGUUCCUUUGUAAGAAGGACACCCCUGUGGUGAAGUCAGCCGGUGGGAGGCUCUGCUUCUUCAUGUUGUGUUGCUUGUCCAUGUCCUCCAUCAGCGUCUUUCUCUACAUCGGCAAACCCACGGAGGCCAUCUGCACCUUACGCAAUUCUGUGUUUAUAGUCUUCUAUGUCGCCUGCCUGUCCUGUCUCGCUGUUCGCUCCUUCCAGAUUGUCUGUAUCUUCAAAAUGGCUGCCAAACUACCCAAAGCAUAUGAUUUCUGGGUCAAGCAUGGUGGACAGUGGAUCACUAUUAUCACAACCACUGUCAUAAUGCUGUUUCUGUGCACUUUGUGGAUAGCCAUUGAAGGACCCAGGCCCAAUCAGAUAACAUUGUAUAGCGAGGUCAUUUUGGAUUGCACAUAUGGAGUCCUCCCCAUCUUUUAUUUGAUAGUACUGUUUGCAGGUUUGCUGGGUAUUGCAUGCUUUAGCUUUGCCUACAUGGGAACUGACCUGCCCAAAAACUACAACGAGGGUAAAUCCAUCACUUUCAGCUUGCUUAUCUUCUUCAUCUCUUGGGUCAUCUCUCUGACGGUGCACCUGUCUACCAAAGGAAAGCACACACUCUCCGUCAAUCCUUUCUCUGUGUUGUGCAGUCUGUAUGGUAUUCUCUUUGGUUACUUCUUCCCUAAAUGCUAUAUCAUUAUCGUUACACCUGAGCGUAAUACAGCAGCCUAUUUUCAAACCGCAAUCCAGAGUUACACACUUCAACCUAGAUAA
Messenger RNA from Coregonus sp. 'balchen', 5363 nucleotides. NCBI's taxonomy places the organism in Eukaryota, Metazoa, Chordata, Actinopteri, Salmoniformes, Salmonidae. The record is from the annotation of a GenBank genome assembly.